AUCAUCCUCCUCCUGCUGGCCAACGGUUUGCUCAUAUUCAAGAAUGUCCGUAAAUGUGAUUUCAUGUACAAGCUAAAAACUCUGACAAUUUUAUCACUGGCCGUUGGAGAUGGACUUAUGGCCCUGUAUCCAAUGGCGGUGUUCACGAGAAUUUUGUUCAGCGAUUUCAGACCAAACUCUUGUAGUUUGAUUGCAACGUGCACCGUUUACAUGCCAUAUCUGAUUACUUUUGUGUAUGGUCUCGGAUUAAUGGUAUUAGGAUUAGAACUUGUUCAACAUCACAAAAUUUCAUCCUUAAGUAAAAACUCAAAACUCAUCUGUUCAUUGAUUGCCAGCAGUAUUCCGUGGAUUCUUGGACUUAUUAUCAUCUUACCUCUUGGUUUGGCUAACAUUGAUAUGGACACGUGCGAGAGGAGUCAGACUAUUGAUCAGUUCAAAGCCUUGAUUGUCUUAGGCAUUAUCCUGCCAGCAUGUGGUGCUGUCAUUACUUCUUUCAUUGUAAAGUGCAAAGACCAGGCCAGGUACCAACAAUUAGUGAGUAGCAACCCACAAGUCAUGGUUGAUUUAAAUACUCACAACGCGGCUUAUGACAAAGCCCCACUAAACGAACAAAAGGAAUCUACUCCAACAGCUCCAGGUAAUCCAUACCCACGGCCGUCAACGCUUGACCGUCCAACGUAUACGGUCGAACAGCAAUAUCUAACCCAUCAACAGCAGUUUUACGAGCCACCAUCGACACAGCCCUACGCCCUACCAACUCAACCACAUUACAUUCAUUGCGGUAACCAAGGUGGUAAUUUUAUCCUCGCCGCUACUCCAAUGGGAAUCAUGAGAAUUGCAGUAGAAGUCGCGAGCGAUUCAACGCAGAGACGUAACAGGCUUCUCGUCAUCUCAGUCCUCUAUUUCAUAUUAGUUACGCCUUUAGCUUUUUUCCUUCUCGGCUACUCUUUGAACCCAGACGCCAUACCGAUGGGAGUAGUGGCUUCAGUGACUAUAGGAAACAUAGUAUUCUGGCUCAAUGUUAUCAGAUCUGUCAUCACACCCAUUUUUAUGUACGGCUAUUCUGAUAACUAA
This is a messenger RNA of Lymnaea stagnalis (great pond snail), 1074 nucleotides long. The record is from the annotation of a GenBank genome assembly. Lineage: Eukaryota; Metazoa; Mollusca; Gastropoda; Lymnaeidae.